Molecule: messenger RNA, 4936 nt
Organism: Zonotrichia leucophrys gambelii
Lineage: Eukaryota; Metazoa; Chordata; Aves; Passeriformes; Passerellidae
Gene: ST3GAL1
Product: ST3 beta-galactoside alpha-2,3-sialyltransferase 1
Exons: 7
Coding region: 663-1691 (342 amino acids)
Biological process (GO): sialylation
Cellular component (GO): membrane
Molecular function (GO): beta-galactoside (CMP) alpha-2,3-sialyltransferase activity
Source: RefSeq, a predicted model, not a curated record
GAGGGGAGGGACGGGGCGCUCGGAGCAGCUCGGCCCGGCCGAUAGACGGACACACACAGACAGCGCGACACACAGACAGCGCGGCUGCAGCAGCAGCAGCCACCACAGCAGCGACCGCCCGUCCGUCCGUGCCCCCCGGCCAUGGAGCUCGGCCGCCCGCCGGCCCCCCUCAGCCCGCCGUUGCAAACUUCUCUCCAUGGCUUAAAUGGACAUUGGAGCAUGUCUGUCUGAUGGAAUGUACAACCCCAGAUGAUCCAAUUCUUCAGGAAUUAAAUUCCAAGGAAAAGAAUACAAUCCUUUCUGCAAUUUGCUUGUUUUAAUGUAUGGCUUGCUCUCACACACAGAACCUGAGUUUUAAUUUCUGUAUGCAGAAAGACAAGGGUCUGCCUUCAGUAAACCCUCACCAGGAGAGGUUUAGCCACAGGACACAGAGAGGUGGAAGGAACUUGGAAGCACUGUGAGAAGGUGAAAGGAAAUACCCAUUUUGUCCUUUUUUAAGCCCAUCUGGGGAAGAUGAAGCUUCUGCCUUAUGGCUGGAAGUAGUGGAGUCCAUCAGUUCAGCCUGGGACUGGGGUGGUGACUGGCAGGGACCUGCUGCAGCUUUUCCUUUUUGCCUUAAGUUGGACCCUGUGCUGCUCUCAGCCACAACCCCAGGGGCAAAGAUGGUUGUGGUGAGGAGGAGGAAUGUGAAAGUGUUCACCUUCGCCUUCCUGCUGAUCACAGUGACAUCCUUCCUGCUCAACUACACUCACCAGGUGACCUCCACCACCUGGGACCCCCGACAUCUCAUGGUGCAGUUCUCAGAGCACGUCCAGAAGCUCUUCAAGUACCCCAGGAGACCCUGCAGCUGCCACACAUGCAUUUCCGAGCUGGGACAUUCCCUCUGGUUUGACCAGAGAUUCAACUCAACUAUGCAACCUUUCCUGACCUCACACAAUGCCUUGAUCCCAGAAGACAGCUACAGGUGGUGGCUGAAGCUGCAGGGAGAGAAAGCUCCAAAGAGCCUGAAUGCCACCCUGGCAGAGCUGUUUGGGGUGAUCCCUGGGGACGGGGACCCCCUGCAGGAGCGCGGUUCCGACUCCUGCCGGCGCUGCGCCGUCGUGGGCAACUCGGGCAACCUGCGGCAGUCCCAGUACGGCCACGACAUCGACUCCCACGACUUCGUGCUCAGAAUGAACCGUGCCCCCACUGCUGGCUACGAAUCAGAUGUUGGGAGCAAGACCACUCACCACUUUGUUUAUCCUGAGAGCUACAGAGAGCUGGCAGCAAAUGUGAGCAUGAUCCUGAUCCCCUUCAAAACCCUGGAUCUGCGCUGGGUCGUCACUGCUCUCACCACAGGCACCAUCAACUUCACAUAUGUUCCAGUUCCAAGGAAAAUCAAAGUCAAAAAAGAAAAGAUCCUGGUUUAUAAUCCAGCUUUUAUGAAAUACAUCUAUGAAAACUGGCUGGAGCAUCAUGGGAGAUAUCCCUCCACAGGCCUUCUGUCUUUGAUGUUUGCUCUCCAUGUAUGUGAUGAGGUGAAUGUGUAUGGCUUUGGAGCAGACAGCAAAGGACACUGGCACCAUUACUGGGAGAACAACACUUCAGGAGGGGCUUUCCGGAAGACCGGCGUCCACGACGGGGACUUUGAGUUCAAUAUAACUUUGACUCUUGCCUCCAUUGAAAAAAUAAAAUUCUUCAAGGGCAGAUGACCAUGGCCACAGGGACAAGUGGGGGCUGCAAUUUCCAGCAUGCAGCAGAAGAAAGCUCAGUGCAGAUGAUCUGGGCACCAGCCAGGUUUGAAUGCGUGGAUCUGCAUUGGUGGGUUUGGAGCAUCUCACGCCACAGGGAUGAGGCCCAGGCUUCCAAGCUGCACAUGAUUCCCCAUCCUGGGAUAGCUGGGAGCUGCCAAUCAGCUGGAAUAAAUUAAUCUCUGCUUAGGCACUGUGGCUCAAUUCUUGAAUUACUGAUGAAAGAUCUGCCUGUUGCAAUUAGAGGAAGCCUGAGCACAGGAACUGCUGUCUGUGUGUCUGUUCUCUCCUCGAGCAAGGCAGCAGAUCCUUGAAGAAGAGUGAAAAUGACUUCUGGGACCUGAAAUCUGCUAAGGCAGCUGUGAACAUCAUAGUAAGGAUUACCUCAAAGAAAUUAAUUCAUUUCUGCUGUUGAUCUUCUUUUUGAACCACCUCUUCUCUGUUCUCUUAUUGCUUCUGUUUUCAUGCUGUAUUAAGGAAAAACAUGAUGAAGUUGCCUGGAGGAGUAAAUAUUUCAACCAUUGCCUCAUUUUGCAUUGAUAGUGUCUAGAAAAUAUGAAUCAAAUCAUCUCAUGUAUUAUUUAAUAUUGCUUCCUACACAGCCAUAAUGAUGGAGAAAAUAAUACUGAAAACUCCAGGAGAAAAAAUGGCCUUUUUAGCCACUUGUUUGUCUCAUUUGGUUAUAUGUAAUUUUUGGGGUUUUUGGGGGUAUUUUGGUGGAAAAUACUCUGGAUUUUUUUUUUAAUUAUUUUUUUAUUUAAUCAGUUUAAAAUUGGAAAGUGGACUUUCUUCAAGUCAUUUAUAUGUGCCUUUUAUAAUUGUGCAACAAAUGUGAUUUUUUUUUAAUAUGACAAACCUUAAAUUCAACAUUUUUAUAAAAGGGGGAAAAAUUAACCAAAGUUUAGCUUCUGUCUGGUAUGCUUUUGUAGUCAAAACCAAUAAUAACUCCUAUAUUGUAUUUGAACAAACACAAACAAGACAAUUUUUGAAGGUAGCUUUUACCUUUUUUAUGGGAAAAUAUUCAAAAGUCACAAGGAAAAAUUUCUUCUUAAUUUUUUUUGCAAGUUUAAAAAUGCAGUAUCUCUUUACAAGGUCUCUAUCCAAAAUGGAAAAAAAAAUCAUGGUUUGCAAUAUUAACUAGUUAUACACUGAGAAUCUUUUGCUCUGUAACAGCACCUACAAAGACACAAUCUGUCCAAGCUGAUCUUAGAGCAUGAGACAGAUUUCAAAAUCAUGUACAUCUCUGGAGAAAUGAGUAUAUUGAUGUCACUACCCCCAGGCAGUGAAAUGAGGGAAGUUACAGUGGGGGUUUUAUACUCACAGAUUUUUGCUGGAAUCAAUGCAUUAAAUCUUCAAGGACAGAUAAAGUGUAAAUCCAGCUUCAGUCAGUGAAGAAUAGAAAACUGUGGUCUUUUCUUCUCCAUAUGAUGAAAACAGGACUUAGGGAUUAUGGAUCCACUUUCAGCCUUGGUGAAACCAGAGGAGUUCUUGCCACAGACUUCAAAAGACUUUUGAUCAGGCUUGGGAAAAAUGGCAUAUUUAAUUUUUAAUGUAUCACAUUGGUUGGAAUGUCUGGCAAAAGAAACCAUCAUCUAAACGUCCUCUCUUCUAUGCACCAGUUGUGGCAGAAUGUCCAAGCAGAUGAGUUUCUGAGCCAGUGAAAGCCCUUCAACAGUGAAGAGCUUCAUCCAGGAUUUAUCCCCUUGUCCUUCUGCACCGGUUGGUACCAGUGAGGUGCCCUCCAAGGCAGCAGCACAUGGCACAGUGGCAUGGGCACAGUGGCAUGGGCACCGGAAUUUUGGGCGACAGCACCCCUCACAGCAUUAAUUCCUUUGCCCACGUGAGUAUUACUGGACUUGUGGCUCAUAAAGAGCCAAGAAUGCCAAAUGUCUGUGUGGGAACAGAGCUCCCUCAGCUUGUGUGACCCUUCAUUGCAGCAAUAUGGAAAGGGCAGGAUUUUGAAAUCCUCAAAUCCUCAUGAUGAGACCUGUUCACAAUCCUCAUGUCAAGAAGCCAUUUCCCAGCAUGAGCUGACCUGGGUGUCACAGGCACAGCAGAUUGGAUGGGCUCACUGUUUUCUACAAGUCCUUUGUGAAAGAGUGAAGCAUUACUGCCUGAACCAUGUUUGUUUGCUUUAAGGAUUCCAGCUUGUUUAGAUUGCUGUUAAUCAAUAUGGCUCUUGUGAGAUGCUGCAGUAGUACAAACAAAGCAAGUUUAAGAGGUAAAAGACUACGUGUAAAAUGCCAGUCAUAGCUUCACAGUGUGGCUGGAUUUUGGAGCUUCAAGUACUUCUCUUUUUUCCUCAUGGACAAAUAUUAGUAAUUCAGAAACAUUGACUACUCUUUCAGUCAUUUUUAGAAAGACUUGGAAGAAGACUCAUGGUGGUUAAAUCCCCUUGAUGUUUUGUUGUUGGGUAGUUUUUUUUGUUGUUGUUGUUUUUUUUUUUAAUCACAGGGAUCAAUUUGGAAUCAAAAACAGUGGAAAAAGAAGCCAGCCAUAUUCUAGCCUGUGUUGUUUGAAAGUUUCCUUUUGCUGUUCUAAUAAAUUUCUGUUUCUCCCUGAACAUUCUGCCUCUGACAGCACUUAUAAAACCUCAUGGCUCAUACAUGCACAUAGAUUUAGUGUCUUCAUCAUGGAACAAGCUGCAAUUCCCAUUUAAUUUUGUUGCCAACAGCAAGCAGUAACUGUGUACCACUGAUGUCCAUUUUUCAGAGUGUAGGGAGAGCAGAGUGGAUCUCUCUAGGUGUAGGAUGAGGAAUAGUCUGUGCCAUCAUAUUUCUAUUCCAGGGGAACUUUUUCCAGAGUCCUUUAGGCAGCUGACUGUUGUGUUAGAAUCUUGUCUCUGUUUCUCCACAAUUUUGCUGCUCUUUCAAUUGCCUUCAGAAUCAGGAGAUACCAACAGGUGAUGCUGAGGGAAGAAUUAAUUCCUACUGGCCUUGUUGAAGACUUUUCUUGCUACAAACUUCUUGGGUUUAUUUAGUUUAAAAGAACUAAGGAAAACAUUUAACAACAUGUCAAGGCUUCAAAUUCUUGGACUGUAUUUGCUACCACUGCAAAAUCUCUGAAGCACUCCUUGAGUGUGUGUUGUGUUUUUUACCAAAGCCAGAUCUCUUGAGCACUUUUUUUCUCCCAUGUCCAGGUUUUCUUUGUACUUUUCUCUGACUACACAAUCAAUUAUGAUUUUUUUCUCUAAUGGUGGGAGUCUC